AUGGCACCUUCUUCCUUAUUCUUUUUCCUCGGAGGGAUUGUUGUGCUAAUAAUAUUAUUGAUUAUGAUAGCAAUCUAUUGGAAAAUUUUCAAGCCAGCAGGGAUGAUGAGAUUUACGUCACAAACUGCAAGGCGGGCAGCAUCGCCAGAUUUAUUUAGUGGGAACCUACGAACUAUCAGCUAUUUUGACUUCAAGACGUUAAAGAGGGCAACCAAGAAUUUUCACCCCGAGAAUCUCCUUGGCAGAGGUGGAUUUGGGCCUGUCUACAAAGGAAAGUUACGAGAUGGAAGAUUGGUUGCUGUGAAAAAACUGUCCCAUGACAAAUCCCAUCAAGGAGAAUCAGAGUUUCUUGCAGAGGUGAGGAUGAUCACAAGUAUCCAACACAAGAACCUGGUUCGCCUUUUGGGAUGUUGCUCAGAUGGGGCUCAACGGUUGCUCGUAUAUGAAUUUAUGAAGAAUGGUAGCUUGGACCACAUAAUAUAUGGAAAAAGCGUUAUCUUCUUGAACUGGGACACUCGGUUUCAAAUAAUGGUAGGCAUAGCUCGAGGGCUUCAGUAUCUACAUGAGGAUUCGCAUCUAAGGAUUGUUCACAGAGAUAUAAAAGCAAGCAACAUUCUUCUUGAUGACAAGUUUCACCCAAGGAUUGGAGAUUUUGGGCUGGCUAGGUUCUUUCCCGACGAUGAAGCUUAUCUCAGCACCACAUUUGCUGGAACUUUAGGCUACACAGCUCCUGAAUAUGCGAUCAGAGGAGAAUUGUCUGAAAAAGUAGACAUAUAUAGCUUUGGAGUUCUUGUGCUUGAAAUAAUUAGCUGCAGGAAGAACACAGAUCUUACUUUACCAUCAGAAAUGCAGUACCUUCCAGAAUAUGCAUGGAAGUUGUUUGAGCAAUCACGUGUACUUGAUCUGGUAGACCUACGAGUGACACAUGAUGGGUUGGUCAAGGAAGAUGUGUUACGGGCAAUAAAUGUAGCGUUCUUUUGCCUCCAGCCUCAUCCAAACCAAAGACCUCCCAUGUCUAAGAUUGUUACUAUGUUAACUUGCACUGUUGAAAUGGUCGAAACGCCAAUUAAACCAGCCAUUUUAGAUCGAAGGCGUAAGAAGAAUGAAAACUUUUCCCUGUCUUGGGAUACUAUGCCAGAUCCUUUCCCUUCUCCACUUGAAAGUGAGUCCACACCAUCAUUUCAGCUGCCUCAUUAAAAUCAUUUGUCAAGGUUAAGGACACACCUUAUCUAUGCAUGCAUGGUUUUGCCAUUUUUGCUAUGUGAUA
Molecule: messenger RNA, 1267 nt
Organism: Durio zibethinus
Lineage: Eukaryota; Viridiplantae; Streptophyta; Magnoliopsida; Malvales; Malvaceae
Product: putative LRR receptor-like serine/threonine-protein kinase At1g56140
Biological process (GO): protein phosphorylation
Molecular function (GO): protein kinase activity; ATP binding
Source: RefSeq, a predicted model, not a curated record